Molecule: messenger RNA, 2037 nt
Organism: Sphaerulina musiva SO2202
Lineage: Eukaryota; Fungi; Ascomycota; Dothideomycetes; Mycosphaerellales; Mycosphaerellaceae
Product: cytochrome P450 52A11
Exons: 4
Coding region: 244-1902 (552 amino acids)
Molecular function (GO): oxidoreductase activity, acting on paired donors, with incorporation or reduction of molecular oxygen; heme binding; iron ion binding
Source: RefSeq, a predicted model, not a curated record
UACAUGUACUGUCUCAUCGGGAACAGUUUUCCAUCAUUUGUCUGACUCUCUUCGUCUGUUACCUACUAUCCACUACUACUUGUACUGCUGGUCAGAGUGGGUAAUUUGUAGUUGUAGUAGUAGUAUUCUCUCUCUCUACUCUCCUCUCCAACACCCUUCCCACCCACCAGAAGCAGAAGCAGAAGCAGAAGCAGCAGAAGAAGAAGAAGAAGAAGAAGAAGAAGAAGAAGAAGAAAAAGAACAAUGCUCCUCCUCUACCUCUACGACCGCCUCUUCUGGCUCACAAUCGCCCACGCCCUCCUCGCCCACCUCACCUACAACCUUCUCCCCCUCGCAGGCGCCUCUCCACUCCUCUCCCACAUCCUCACCUUCGCCGUCUUGGGGACCUACCUCGUCAAAACUCUCGACCACCUCGAUCGCGAACGCCGCAUUCGCCAACUCGGAAAACGUGCUACCUCACUACGCACCCACACGCCAUUUAAUAUUGGAGUGUUAUUGCAGGUGCUGUGGUAUUUGAGUAAACAUCGGACUCAUGAGUAUUGGUGGAAGAUGUUUGGACAGAGACCUGGUGGUGGUGGUGCUGGGAAUAUUGGUGGGGAGAAUGGGAGAAAGUUUCCGUAUACGGUCGAGACGAUUACGAUUGGAGGGAGACUUGUGUUGACGGCGGAUGAGGAGAAUGUGAAAGCGAUUUUGGCGACGCAGUUUGCGGAUUAUGGAAAAGGACCGCAGUUUCGGAAGGAGUGGAAGGACUUUUUGGGAUUGAGCAUCUUCACCACCGACGGUGACGCAUGGCAUACCUCGCGGCAACUACUCCGCCCGCAGUUUAUCAAAGAUCGCGUAUCGGACUUGCAAAAGUUCGAGCAUCAUGUCCAGAAACUCUUACCCAUGUUAGCAGGCGUGAGCAACGGGGAGACGGUGCGUCUGGACGACUUGGUCUACCGAUACACACUCGAUGCAGCAACCGACUUUCUCUUCGGCACCGGAGUGGGCAGUCUCGAGAAUGGCGAGACGGGCUUCGCCAAAGCCUUUGCAGACGUGCAAAACGUGCAAGGGCUGAUUGCGCGGGCAGGUCCCAUUCGUGCUUUGAUCCCGAAGAAGAAGUUCUACCAAGGCUUGGAAGUGCUGAACAAAUUCACGGAUCGCUACAUUGACCAGGCACUCGCAUUGGGUCCUGAUGAGCUCGAAAAGAAGAGCAAGAGCGACGAAGGCUACACCUUUUUGCACGCCAUUGCCGCAUACACUCGCGAUCGACAGGUAUUGCGCGAUCAGCUCGUCGCAGUUCUCCUCGCCGGCCGCGACACCACCGCCGUCACCCUCUCCUGGCUCUUCUACGAACUGUCUCAACAUCCCGAAAUUGUAGCCAAGCUACGCAAAGAAAUCAUUGGGCUGGUCGGCCGAACGCGUGAGCCCACUUAUGAUGACCUCAAAUCGAUGCGAUACUUGAACCACGUCGUCAAUGAGACACUGCGUUUGUAUCCCGUGGUUCCCUACAACGUGCGAGUGGCUCUGCAGGAUUGCACUUUACCUCAUGGUGGCGGACCAGAUGGAUCCGAACCUAUUGGAAUCACCAAAGAUACGCCCGUUGGCUACUCGACGUUUGUGAUGCAGCGUCGCGCGGAUAUCUAUCCCCCAGCAUCGAGCGGCUUCCCGGAUCAUCUUGCAUUCGUUCCGGAGAGAUGGGACAACUGGACACCCAAAUCCUGGACAUAUAUUCCCUUCAACGGCGGACCUCGAAUCUGUAUCGGGCAACAAUUCGCCUUGACAGAAAUCGCAUACACGGUCGUCAGAAUUCUACAAACAUUCGCCAAAGUCGAGAGUCGAAUGAGUGGGCAUCCGGGGUUCAAGUCGGAUAUUGUUUUGCAGCCUGCAGCAGGUGUUUAUGUUGCUUUUCUUAAAGAGUAGUUACAACUUACAGGUACAUGUACCUACCUAGGUAGUGGGUAGUAAAUACUAUUCCUCGCUUCUCAGGACGUAAACUGUGUAUGUACGCACGAUUAGAAUGUGUGUGUACCUACGUGUGUGAGAGAGGAAAAAUCA